GGGCGGCGCGCGGCGAUGGCGGCGCGGGGCGGGAGCCUGUACCUGGCGCUGCUCUGGCUCUCGGCGGCGCCGCUGCCCCGGAGCGCCCGCGGCUCGGAGCCCCUCGGGCCGGCGGAACCGUCGGGCGGCGCGGGCCCCGGGGAGCGGUUUAAGAUCGAGGGCCGGGCCGUGGUGCCCGGGGUGAAGCCGCAGGACUGGAUCGCGGGGGCCCGAGUGCUGGUGGACGGGGAGGAGCACGUCGGCUUCCUGAAGACAGAUGGAAGUUUUGUGGUUCAUGAUGUACCUUCAGGAUCUUACGUAGUGGAAGUUAUAUCCCCUGCUCAUAAAUUUGAGCCUGUUCGAGUUGACAUAACUUCAAAAGGCAAAAUGAGAGCAAGAUAUGUGAAUUACAUCAAACCCUCUGAAGUUGUCAGGCUGCCGUACCCACUCCAGAUGAAAUCUUCUGGACCACCUUCAUACUUUAUAAAGAGGGAAUCUUGGGGAUGGACCGAUUUCCUCAUGAACCCUAUGGUGAUGAUGAUGGUUCUUCCCUUACUGAUAUUUGUGCUUUUGCCUAAAGUUGUCAACACUAGUGAUCCGGAUAUGAGGCGGGAAAUGGAGCAGUCAAUGAACAUGCUGAAUUCCAACCAUGAGCUGCCAGAUGUGUCUGAAUUCAUGACAAGACUUUUCUCUUCCAAAUCUUCCAGCAAGUCUGGUGGUAGCAGCAGUAAAGCAGGGAAAAGUAGUUCUGGGAAAAGGAGGUAGUUAAAUCUUCCUCCUAAGUCUGAGUUUGCACAGCUAUUUGUUAUCAUAUGGUGUCAUGUUUAGUUGUCUUGAAAGAUCAAAAAGCCACUGCUGUAAACUUUAACCAGGCACAACACACAUUACGCUACAAGAGUGGUUUGUAGCUUUUUUUUAGAUUGUAUAAGCUGUUUUGUACUUGACAGUAAGCAAAGAUGACAUGGCUUCAAUACUGUAUCUGUAUAAAGUUCUUGAUGAUACGGAAUUAACUGUAUUGUUCUGUAGAGAAUUCAAAUAAAUUAUACAAUGUGCUUCACAGUAAUAAAUGUCUUAAGACAAUGUAUAAAAAAAUUUCAAAGAUAAUAGAAGUGGAGUUCAGUUUUAAGAUAUCUUUAAAGUUUUACACUUGCUGAGUUCUGAAAUGAACAAAUCAUUCUUGCAAAAUGGUGUUGUGAGUUUACUGAGUAAGUAAUUUGCUGUAUCAGCUUGUCAUAUGUUACAUAUAAAAUAAUUUCAUUUUA
Serinus canaria (Common canary) is the source of this 1241-nucleotide messenger RNA. It is a transcript of the gene EMC7, whose product is annotated as ER membrane protein complex subunit 7. The record is from RefSeq and is a predicted model, not a curated record. Bases 16 to 744 code for a protein of 242 amino acids. NCBI's taxonomy places the organism in Eukaryota, Metazoa, Chordata, Aves, Passeriformes, Fringillidae. The transcript has 5 exons. Gene Ontology annotation, cellular component: EMC complex. Gene Ontology annotation, molecular function: carbohydrate binding.